Alternaria conjuncta is the source of this 1029-nucleotide messenger RNA. RefSeq lists its product as uncharacterized. The record is from RefSeq and is a predicted model, not a curated record. Lineage: Eukaryota; Fungi; Ascomycota; Dothideomycetes; Pleosporales; Pleosporaceae. The coding region runs from base 1 to 1029 and encodes 342 amino acids. The transcript has a single exon.
AUGGCGCUCGAAUCGCUGAAGAGGUCCUUCGGGACUAUGAUGAGUAUUAAGAAGAAGAAAGAGCCAUCCGAAGAUUCUAUCAUGACAACCGACUCUCCCGGUCAAAGCUUUGGCAGCCUAAGCUCGUGCGCCAUGUCCAUUGAUAGCGAAGACGCUCCACAAGACAGCGGCGUCGACAUCAAAAGUCCACCAGUACCGCCUCCCAACACCCAGUCGGAUCAGUAUAACGACACCGACACUGUAAAUCUGCACAUCAACCCCAACCCUAUCAAGACGACAACCCAAACGCCCGCCACUACCCCAACAUUCGCCGGCCUCCCUCCCACCAUCCGCGCACUAAUCUGGUCCUACGCCGCUCCCGCCCCGCGAACCCGUUUCCUCGAACUCCACACCUACAACACCAUCGACCACAUCCCGCGCAUCCGCUACAUACCGCCACUCCCACCGCUCUUCUCCACCAACCAAGAAGCCAGAAACUUCAGUAUCGCACUUGAAGGUGGAGAACUCGUUAAUUUCACAUCGGAGAACUUUACCGCAUUAUUCUCCUUUCACGGCCGGAAGAUCGGCGGAGAAGAAAAUGAGAAGAAGUUCUACUUCAACUUUGACAGGGAUAUCAUCUGGUUGAGUGCGAGAUUCACAGCUGCUUGCAAUACCACUGAGACGCUUCGUCUGCAAACGCUGUCUUCUAUCCUGCCGCCGAUCAGUCUAUCCCAUAUUCAACGCCUCGUCAUCUCGUACUCCGGCCUGGACUCGUAUGCGCUUAUUGGACCAUAUCUGCGUCCCUUUGCGCGUCUUGAGACGUUGUAUCUAUGUACGAACGAUGCGCGCAUCAAGGAUAAUGUGAAGAGGUUACUCAAGAAAGGUGUACCAGCUGAUGGCGUGACGGCGGACAAACUGAAGAGCAUGAUUGAGCAGACUGAAGCUGAUGAGACGGACGACGAUGAGGAAAGCGAGGAUUUGACAACGGAGAGGUUGGCGGUUAGAGCUAGCAGAAGGGUGCUGGAAGUGUAUCUGAGGCUAGAAGAAUAG